Camellia sinensis is the source of this 826-nucleotide messenger RNA. The record is from RefSeq and is a predicted model, not a curated record. Lineage: Eukaryota; Viridiplantae; Streptophyta; Magnoliopsida; Ericales; Theaceae.
GUAAUAAAUUAAAGCUGACCCCCUGGGGCUAUAUACCCAAUGAAAUCUUCUCUAUCUCCACUUUCUCUCUCUAAGCUUGGCAAGUGCGUGGUUGGAAGCGGCAUCAGAAGAAGCUGGAAUCAUGAUCAUUUAGACAGAUCCCUUCUUCCCAAUUUCUUCAUCUUUUAAACAGGUGUGGAAAUUCUGUGUAAGCUAUGGCUCUUGAUGGCAUAGUAUCCUCUCCACAUCGAAGGUCACAAAAUGCACAGAACGCAUUUUCAUCGUCAUCAUCACCAUCACCAACGAAGAAGCAGUACUUAAAAGAGGAAUUUGGAAGCUGCUCGGUACUCCUCGAGCGGCAUCGGUUCCUCCUCACAGCUCUUGCUCUUCUGGCAUUUCUUUGCACGAUUUAUCUCUACUUUGCGGUCACUUUAGGAGCUGGCGAAUCAUGUUCUGGUUUGACGGGGACUCAGAAAGCAUUGUGUCACGUGGAGCAGGCAAAAGCAACCAUAGCCAAAGGAAAAUUAAAAUUCUUUUAGUUUGUAUGUAGAUGACAACCCUAAAGAUGGUGGUGGUGGUGAUUUUCUUUCCACUAGGGUUUGAAAGUGAAUUAAUGAAUUGUUUGUUACUCAUAGGUGUUUGAAGAACCUUUCUGGAGGUGGGUCAUUGGUUUCAAAUAAUGUAUACAUUAAUUGCAGUGAAAUUUUGUUUAGAGAAUUUGUGUAGCAACCUUAAACAAUUUGUCCUACUUGUGAGGAGGGGAAAAAAAAGAAGCAAAAUUGUUGUUUGUAAGGAAUCUUUAUAUUUAAGGUCCAUUUUUUGUGGUGAUGAAUGUAUUAUUACAUGA